AUGAUGCACUCUGCUUUCUUUUUUUCCCUGCUUGCCGGUACGGCUUUUGCUCAGUAUGGCGAUAACAGCUACAACGCCCCUGCUGGAGGCUCGAAGCCUGCUCCCUCCGUUACAACGCCUGCUGGGUACGGCACGCCCGUCCCGAACCCGAUUGCGUCCCUGGUGCCCAUAGUACCCAUCGUCUCUGUUAUUACAUCCGCCCUCGGAGCUAUACCCUCAGGAUUCCUUCCCGACAAUGAUCUGCCGAACCCUUUCAAGUCCAUCUACAUCCCGGCGUCCCAGCUGUUCAACCCUGCUAUCGCACCUGCGUUCACCGAAACUGCCGCGGUCCCUCUUCUGUCCCUCUUGCCGGUCUACUCUACCGCAUCCAGCUCGUCCGUUGUCGAGCCUACCGGCUCUGCUGAAUACCCGGUAGCUCCUCCUACCGUCAAGCCAUCCAAGCCUGCAACCUCCACGACUUGCACCGAGAGCAAGGCCCAGAGCACCCGCGUACCCCUUGACGCUACCCGUUCAUCGGCUGCCCCUCAGAAGCCUACCGGCGCAAGCUCGGCAGCUACCUCUACCGUUUCGACACCCAAACCUGCGACCUCCACAUCUUGCACCAAAAGCAAGGCUCAAAGCACUCGCGUGCCCCUUGACGCUACCGCUUCGUCGCCUCUCCCUCAGCGUCCUACCGGUACAGGCUCAGCAGUAGCCUACCCCACCGGCACUGGCAUGCGUCCCUCUGGCAACACACGCCCAGACUACUUCCACAACGGAAACCGUCCCCAAGGUGGCUUUGGCUGGGGCCGCCCAAGGCCUUCUGGCAAGUGGCCUCACGCCUACCCCAAGCCUACCCAUGCUGCCCAUCGCCCCACCAAGCCUUCUGCUGCUCAGGGAUACGGAGGUGUUAAGGCCAGCAGCACGCCUUGCACUUUGGAGACUAGGGUCAGGCCCAAGGCGACCCCCGCCCCUGCUAACUACUAG
This is a messenger RNA of Alternaria novae-zelandiae, 966 nucleotides long. RefSeq lists its product as uncharacterized. The transcript has a single exon. Bases 1 to 966 code for a protein of 321 amino acids. The record is from RefSeq and is a predicted model, not a curated record. Lineage: Eukaryota; Fungi; Ascomycota; Dothideomycetes; Pleosporales; Pleosporaceae.